This is a messenger RNA of Musa acuminata subsp. malaccensis (wild Malaysian banana), 4758 nucleotides long. Lineage: Eukaryota; Viridiplantae; Streptophyta; Magnoliopsida; Zingiberales; Musaceae. The record is from RefSeq and is a predicted model, not a curated record.
AUGUUCUGGCCGUGGGAUUUCUUGCCAUCGAGCGCGAUCAAGCGCGCGUUCAGGUCCCUCUUGCAGAAGAACCUGGGGGACGUAAUUUUGGGCGACAUCGACUUCGACCAGCUCGAUGUUCGGCUCGCCACCGGCACCAUCUGCCUUUCCGAUCUCGCCCUCGAUGUCGAUUUCCUCAACCAGAAGAUUGUCGGUGCACCAGUUAUGGUAAAAGAGGGAUCAAUAAAAUCUUUAUCCAUUAAAAUCCCCUGGAAGCUAACACAGAAUAUUGAGAUAGAGCUUGAUGAACUUGAGCUUGUGUUUGGACAAUCUAGUGGGAGCAACAUCACCCUCCCUGAUUGUUCCCCAUCAGGUUAUGAUGUUGAGCAACAUAGCACCAAUGUGGAGAAACUUAAACUGGGAAAUCUGGAAAAUUGUUACAGUUAUGGUUAUGUUCAUGAAGGAGUUAAGGCAAUUGCUGACACUGUAAAAAAGUGUCUCACAAGGUUUCAUGGUAGAAUAAACAGUGUCACAGUCGGAUUUGAUCUCCAGUCAGCAUUUGAUGAACUUUUGGUUCUACGAAUAAAAGAAAUUGAUUUUGAAACUUAUGUUUCUGAGGAUUCCAUGUCAAAAGUAGUGAGUUAUCUAAAAUUUCAAGAAGCUAAUGUUGAGUUUCUUCAGAUGAACUAUAUUGAUGAGAGCACUGAGCCUCAUAAGCACAGAGGGAGAAGCUUUAAUAAGAGGGUUUUGCAGAAUGGUGCCAUUCCAAUUCUGACUGGACCAAAUGGUGGAUUCUCAGGGACAAUAAAGUUAAGCAUACCAUGUGAAAAUGGAUCCUUAGAUAUACACAAAGUUAAUGCUGACGUAUCCAUAGACUCUGUGGAAUUAAGGGUACAACCCAACAUUAUUGAGUGGGCCACGUCCGCAUGGCAAUCUCUAAAUAUUGGAGCAUCUCAUUGUCAAGAAAACCAAAGUGAAGUGAACUCAGAUUACAAUGGAAGCGUCGACCAAUUUGAUGAAUGUUCUAAUGGAAUGAGGAGCUCCCAGGCAUACUCAGAACGUGUGGAUACAACCUUACAAGCUGCACUUGGUAAUGUCUCUGUUAUCCUUUUCCUCAACAACGAUGAUCAAAAACUCCCACGAGGUCCCAACAAUUUUUUUGACCCACUAGUUAGUGAGCUAAACUCUGAGUCUUAUAUGACCUGCCUAUCGUCAAGUGAUGUUUUCAGUGCAACUGAAGUUAAUCACCAUAAUAAGAAGAUGCACCACCUCGAAUCUAAGUGUCAGGAUAUAAUUUUUAAUCUGAAGACUUGCUCUCAAGAUGCAAAAUUCAGUGCAUCAGUCAAGCAUAUCAACCUGGAUGCAUACUAUGAUACUCAGAAAUAUGCUGUGGGGUUUUCCUCAGAUGAUUGCAAGAACAUUUCCAGUGAGCAAAUAUUUUUAAGUCACUAUUUGCAGGAAAAGGUCCACGGUUCUCUCCCAACAUUUCCUUUUCAAAUACAAUAUCAUGGUUUAGAAUCAGCUCUAGAGGAUAAUACUCUGAAUGGUCUGACCCAUGUUAGAUUGUUGGAAUCAUUUGGUGAAUGCAGCUGUACUUUUAGUGUCAACUCCAAUGAUCAGAAGGAUCCUGUGACUGAUAGUUGUAUGGCAGAUAGAGUUUGGAGUUUGGCCUCAUCACAUGAAAGAAAUAGAAAUAAAGUUAUUGGAGAAGGAUUUAAUUUCUCCUCCAUAUCUCAUAUGGAGGACCUUGAGAAAUCAAAUUUUAAGAUCCGCCAAGAAUUGAUCCUUAAUUCUGCAUUAUGUUUACAUAUUAAGUUGUGCUCUCUUUGGAUCAAUCUUGAUGAUCAUGAUUAUAAGAUUUUAUAUUGUUUGCUAAACAAUGUCACUGAUGGAUGUUCAAAGGCAGCCAACGGGAUGGAUUCUAGUAUUGACAAUGAUAUCAACAAUGAACAGAUGUCCCUGAGUUCCUAUAAUGCAUCUCAAAUCUCGAUUCUUCUGGACUGUGAUACCAUCAAUGCCUGUAUCAGGUUCAAUGAACUGGUGGAGGUUGCUCAGCCAUUACAAAAGGAACUACAGGGAUCAUGGGUUUGUUUUAAACUAAAACUUAAUAAGUUUGAGUCGUUAUCUGUCCUUAGUAUUGAUGGAAUAACAAAUGGAAAAUUUUUAUGGCUCAACCACGGCGAAGGUGAUCUGUGGGGUUCCAAAAUUAAUAGGGACAGAGAUGAAUCAGAAUUACUUCUGAUAACAUGUAGGAGUUCAGCAAUGAGUCGGGGAAAUGGUGAAGGUUCUAAUGUAUUUUUUGGCCCUGCUGGUACUGCUGUCACACACACGUGGAAUCCAGAGUCCCAGCAAAGUUAUACUUCUGUGAUUGCUCGUUGUUGGACAGUAAUUGCACCUAGUGCUCAAUUGGAUUGGAUUAAUACCCUAUAUUUGUAUUUUAGUUCUUCUCUUAGAGAGAAAGAAAGCUUGGUGAAUGAUGGAACGGCGAGUAAAGAGUCAUUUUUUCUGGAUUUGAUGGAUGUUGGUUUAAGUUAUGAGCCUCAGAAUAAACAAUCUCCAGUCAGCAGUGAAGAUUGGGAUUUUGUCAAUUUUUGUGAUGUUGAACCCGACAACGAACCAGACAAAAUGUACACUGCAUGCCUUUUGGCUGCAUCAUCAUUGAGCCUUUCCACUCAUUUUAGGUCAGACUCAGCCAUGGAUUACCAUUUUCAUACAAGGGAUGUAGGCCUUCUUAUUUCUGAAUCAAUUGGCUUCAUGCAUGACAUUGAUGGCUAUUCUGUAGCUUAUCUUCAAAAAUAUGGGUAUACUAAGAUUGGUCAGGUUUCACUUCUGCAAUUUAUUUUGAGAAUUAGAGGGCUGUACUGGGAAAUCGAAUGUGCAGAGUCACAUAUUGAUUUAGAAUCUUGUUGUGACACAACUUAUGGUCUUAUCCAAUUAAUCGCUCAGCUUCAGCAGCUCUAUGCACCUGAUGUCGAAGAUGUUUUGAUGCAUUCAGAGUCUAGUUGGAAUACAAUUCAACAGGCAGGAAAGGAACAGAAUUCAGGUUAUAUGGCAGACAUAAGUUCAAGCAAUUCUAUAAUAUCAGGUAGUGGGUCGUCAACUGUUAAUGAAGAUUGCCAAGCUUCUGGUCUCUUGGAUGACAUAGUUGAGAAUGCUUUUAAAUGCCAUGCCAUGUCUGAUUAUUGUAACAUACAAUCUCAUAACUUACUUGAACAGUACAAGUUGGGGAACAUAUCAAAAUCUAAAGUGAAUGUUAGAGAUUCUGAUUCAUCUUACAUCUCAGAAAUGGGGAAUUUAUUAAACCAAUCUGUAAAUAAAACAUGGAUAGAUGAUGGUCUGAUGAUAAUUGAAGACUACUUUUCAAUAAAUCUGCCUGAAGGCAAAUUUCUACCUGACAAUACUUAUGCUGCUGAUUGCCCUGCAAAGGGGAGAAUACUUCUUAGAAACAUGGAUGCAAAGUGGCGCAUGUAUGAUGGACAUGACUGGAUUAAAUCAAAUGGAGUUUCUAUGUGUAGUGUUAUUUCAAAUGGAAGAGAUAGGAAUGUAUGCCUGGAGCUUAGUUUGUCUGGGUUGCAUCUUCAAUAUGACAUGUAUCCUGAAGGGAAGACCAAUGCAUCAACACUUUCUCUUUCAGUUCAGGAUUUUUAUCUUUUUGACACCAGCAGGGAUGCUCCUUGGAAGAUGGGAAAUGCUGGUAUGCCACCAUGGUUAUACCUUGAGCUUCUGCCACUCCGAUUGCAUCUUGAUCAAGCACACAUUAAUUUUCUCAUGAGUUUCUUUAACCAAGGUCCAUUUGAUGAUUUCUCUCCUGGUUCAUCUAAUGUUUUGGAUGAGUCUGAUAUGUCAAAGAUAGUAGAGGCACUAUCUGCAUUCAUUCAGAAGUGUGAGGUGAGGCCUGUGGUCAUACAUGUUGAUUAUACUCCUCGGCAUUUUAAUCCAGCUGCACUUGGAAGAGGAAACUAUGUCGAACUUCUGAAUUUAGUCCCAUGGAAGGGAGUUGAGUUGCAGCUUAAACAUGUCUGUGCUACUGGAGUUCAUGGAUGGAGCAAUGUUUGUGAAACUGUUCUUGGGAUAUGGUUGGAAGACGUUGCUCACAGUCAGGUUCCUAAUAUAUUGAAAGGGCUUACACCAGCAAAUUCAUUAUUUUCUGUUUGUUCCGGCUUUUCUAAGUUGGUUAUGUUGCCGGUAAAAAGCUAUAAGAAUGAUUGCAAGUUGCUGAAAGGAAUGAAGAGAGGAGCAUUUGCUUUUGUAAAGAGCAUAUCAAUUGAAGCUGCUAGACUGGGGGUGCAUCUGGCAGCUGGAACCAAUGAUAUCUUGCUGCAAGCUGAAGACAUCCUUAAAAGUGCUCCAAAGUCUGAGACAGAGAGAAAAAAAGCAAAUGUAAGAUAUAAUCAGCCUGAAAAUGUACAUGAAGGUAUCCAACAGGCAUAUGAGAGUUUAAGUGAUGGCUUUGGUCGGACGAUAUCUGCUUUAGUUGGGACUCCUCUAAAAGAUUUUCAGCAUGGUGCUGGCACAGGAUCAGCUCUCGCAACUGCUGUUCAUGCAGUUCCUGCUGCUGCUAUAUAUCCUUUGUCUUAUUCUGCUCGUGCUGUCUACUCUACAUUACUUGGAUUGAGAAAUAGCAUGGAUCCUGAUCACAAAAGGCAAUCGAUGGAGAAAUAUAGAGGGCCCUCCCCAAUCACGAGAUCGCCAAAUUAAUUCUCUUGGCAGCUAUUUAUAUUGGCAUCUGUGUAUGUAAUGUAUUGUACAUGAUAAGCUCUGUUCAGUGUAUUACGUAAA